AUGGCCGCUCUCGCGGCCGCGGCGCGCGCCUCGCCUCUCGCCGCGCCGUCGCGCCGCGCGCGUCAUCGCCGCGAUCACAUCCGCGCGCGCGCGUCGCCCCCGACGUCGCCGAGCGUCGUCGACGACGCCGACGCCGACGCCGUCGUCGUCGCCGAUCCGUUCGUCGUCUUCGAGAACGAUGAUGUGCUCUGCGUGCACAAGCCCGCGGGCGCGUCGUUCCACGGCGACGACCUCGCGACGCGCCGCCCGGGGGUCCUCGCGAGGAUACGUCAGCUCCAAGCGUCCGGGACGCUGCGCGGGAGCGACUACGACGGGCCGCUGCACAGCGUCCAUCGACUGGACAAGGUCACGAGCGGCGCGCUUCUCUUCGCGAAGCGUCCGGACGUCGCCGCCGCGCUCGGCGCCGCGUUCGCGAGCAGGAGGGUGCACAAGUACUACGUCGCGCUGAGCGCGCGGCGACCGUCGAAGAAGAUGGGUACCGUGCGCGGGGUCAUGGCGAGGUCGCGGCGGGGGACGUGGAAGCUCACCAGGGACGAGCGCCGCGGCGGCGGCGGCGCGGCGGCGGCGGCGGAGACUCGGUUCGUCGGCCGCGGCAUCGUCGGUCACGGCGAAUCCAAGCGCCCGCUGCGGCUGAUCGUGUUCCGGCCGCUCACGGGGAAGACGCACCAGCUCCGCGUCGCGGCGAAGUCGUUGGGGUCGCCCGUGUUGGGCGACGCCGCGUACGCGGGGAAAGACGCCGCCGCGAGCGAGGAUCGCGCGUACCUCCACGCCGCGGCGCUGCGGUUCGCGUUGAACGGCGAGGUCGUCGCCGUGACAUGUAAGCCGACCGAAGGCGCCGAGUGGAGGAGUCCCGCGGACGGCGGCGGCGGCGGCGGCGACGUCGGCGGCUUCGACCUCGCGUGGCGCGAGCUCGGGUUCGACGCUCUGCUCGACGACCCGAGCGGGGUGUGGUUCGAGGGACACGACGCGCUGCGGUCGUCGGGGGCGGAGUUGCUGGAGGGUUGA
Molecule: messenger RNA, 1005 nt
Organism: Micromonas pusilla CCMP1545
Lineage: Eukaryota; Viridiplantae; Chlorophyta; Mamiellophyceae; Mamiellales; Mamiellaceae
Exons: 5
Coding region: 1-1005 (334 amino acids)
Biological process (GO): enzyme-directed rRNA pseudouridine synthesis
Molecular function (GO): pseudouridine synthase activity; RNA binding
Source: RefSeq, a predicted model, not a curated record